Carassius carassius (crucian carp) is the source of this 6431-nucleotide messenger RNA. RefSeq names its product caspase 8 associated protein 2 (gene casp8ap2). Gene Ontology annotation, cellular component: PML body; mitochondrion. The coding region runs from base 242 to 6172 and encodes 1976 amino acids. NCBI's taxonomy places the organism in Eukaryota, Metazoa, Chordata, Actinopteri, Cypriniformes, Cyprinidae. Gene Ontology annotation, biological process: extrinsic apoptotic signaling pathway via death domain receptors; Fas signaling pathway. Gene Ontology annotation, molecular function: transcription corepressor activity. The transcript has 10 exons. The record is from RefSeq and is a predicted model, not a curated record.
UUUGGCGAACGUGUAUGGUGGAAGGUUGGCGCGGAGCUGGUGGAAGUAUGCUACAAGAAAUUUUUAAAUCGCUGUCUACAAGAAAAUUGGACAUUUCUGAUUAACUGCAACUGUCAUUAUAGUUGCGCAUUAGCAUGUGCGUCAGUUCCUGAAGUCCGCUUUAUGGUGUUUGGCUCAUCUCACAGAUUUAUAUCCGCCUGUUGUCGUUAGCUCACCACCAGAGAUACAGUAGCUGACUAAAAUGGAUUUAACAGAUGAACUUUAUGGAGAUCUUGAUGUCGAGCCGUUUGGUACUCUGCAUCACAGUGAGGACUCGGUGGAUAUUUACUCUGGCCUGGAUAACAGCCCUAAGAUUGAUGGGCACAGAGGUAAAGUCAACCCACUCCUUUCCCCACGCACAAUGGAAUCAAUGGAUAUAUAUGAGGACAUUAUCAGGGAAGAACAAGAAGAAAAGGAGGCAACUUAUAAUGAGUUAAAGCAAAAAUUUGACGAAGCACAAAAACAAGUUAAGGAACUGAUCUCACAGUUACAGCUUUUGCAGACAAAGAAUUCCAGUUUGAACAGUGAAAACAUACGCCUGAAGAAGAACAUUUGUGCGGUCCUUAAGACGGCUAAAAUGGAGAUUGUGCGUAAGGAUGAGGAAAUUAGCAGACUAAGCAAUGGGUCUGGUCGAGGAAGUUAUUUUCGUCGAUCUCAAAUGGAAUUUGGUCCGGCAAACACAAGGCACACUUUAAACAAUUCCACAAGUUCUGUUUUGGAAUCACAAGGUGCUAGACAAGAUAAUGUUAUGAGUGAAGUAAAUCAGCACAAAGGUAGAAACUCUGUGUCGGAUCCCUGUGCAUAUCCACCAACAACGUCAACUACAGCAACACAACCAUUUGAGGUGCUCCAGAGAUGCCCUAGAACUGAUCUUGAUAGUCCUUUGCAGUGUCAGAAUAAAUCUACUGCUAAAUCUGAUAGUAAGACCCUCACUGUUCAACCACAGCAGGAGUCUGGACCAGUUCAUCCUAACAGAACAUCCACAAUGGCAGAUGUCUCAAAUGCUCCCAAAACGAGUGAUUCUACACUCAAAGUUCCUGACACAACUACUGAUUCUCAAUUCAGUAACUUGAAAGACAAUAAGAAAAGUUCAUCAAAACAGGCAGACAAGCUAGAAAUAACACAAAAAUGCAGAAGCCGAGAUAAAGAGUGUAACUCGAAGGAUAAGAGUGUGUCACAAAAGGCUCCGAGAAGAGUGGACAGCAAAUUAGUAAGAACUGAAAAAGAGCUCAUGAAAGACAAUUUUGUGUCCAGUGAAAACAGGAAUCAGCAGCCUGAGGUUCCAGAUGUUCUUAAAAGUUCGGAACAAUCAAAAAGCCCUUCCUCUCAGUCACACAAAGCCUCACCAUCUGUCUCUUCCAGAAAUUUAUUUAAAACAGCAGCAGAUGUAGAGACACAGAGUCAAGGUUCCAUGCAUCAUCAAAAUCCAGAUAGAUCUAGCAGAGAAAUGAAACACUUGAGCAGCACAACUUGUAUUGUGGUGGAUGAAGCAAGCCAUUCCCGAAACCACAAAGGAAAGAAAAGAGAUGUAAGUGGUCAUGAAAAAAAAGAGGAGAAAAGUUCUAGUGCAGAAAGGAGGAGCAGCAGAACUGAAAGAAGUAGAGACCAUGAGCAAAAGAGGCCGAAGGAGAGUGACAGGAGUAAAAGAAAUGAGGGUAACAGCAGCAGCAGUAGUAGUAAAGAAAGAAGAAGCAACAGAUCAGACAGUAGCAAAGAGUAUGAGCGAAGGAACAUACGGGAAAUGGGUAAUAAAUCUGAAGAUAAAAAAUCAAAAAAACAAAUCGAUCCUCAACAAAAGGAUGUUUAUAAGGAGAAAUCGAGCAGAAUCAAUGAACCAUCAUCAAAAAGCAAAAGAUCUCACGGAAAUGACAAAGCUAGAAAGAUGCAGGAUCUGAAAUGCCCAGUCAAGAAUGGAAAUUCUGAUAAGAGUUGUUUUGGAGACAAGGGUAUAGACAAGGACCGAGAAAGAAAAAGAGGUGGACAUUUGGAUCAUAGGGUACAUAAGCACAGAGAAUCAAAAAAUUAUCUUACCAAAUAUGACAAAAAGAAAUCUCCUAAAAAGCACAAUGUUGUCGGAAAAGGUCAAGAUAGUAAGAAUGAGCAGGACAAACACCUUGAAUCUGAGUCUUCAUCAGUGGUAGCUGUCAGCAGCAGUCCCUGCAAAGCAGCUGAGGAUAAUAGUGCAGACAAAAAACUGAGUUUCAUGGAAACACUGAAUCUUACACUGUCGCCUCUUAAAAAGCAAAAGCAGUCUUCUGAUCUCAAAGAAGCAACAUCUGAAGAUGCCUCACCUCAUAACAGCAUACUAUCUGAUGCUGGGGAGGAAUUCUUUGUCAUUGAUGAAUUAAAGAACAGCCAGAACAUAGUUGAGGAAGUGGAUGAGGUCCCUGUGCCCACAACUGCAGACCUGAUCAGUUCUUGCAAAGAGUCUGGACAAGUUGUUGAUCUUUCCACAGCUAUAGUCUCUGAGAAGCCCUCAGGUGAACAAACAGAUAUGGAUGUACAAGAAGAGAAUGCCAUGGAAAGUCAACAGGCUGUGGACAAAGUGUCUGCCAGUGUUAAAUGCUCAGAGGAGAAAAAGAACAAGAUUUCAGGUUCCAAUGUGUUAGAAAAAGAUUCAUUAUCAAAAUUAACCCUUACAAGAGAAUCUCUUAAUUGUGUCUGUCAUAACAGCACCAAAGACUCUCCGGGAAUCAUAGAUAAUUCUGUUCUGUUCUCUAAUAUUUUGCCUACUGAAACUUCAGAAGUUGAAGUUUCAGAUAAUAUUCCUAAUUCAAUUGUUGAAGUUCAUCAGCAAAAAGAUCCUAUUAUUGAUGUAUCUGAGGACACUUCUCAGUUGAAAAUCCAAAGGAGUCCUCAGACCAAGUCUCAGGAUUUACCACCAGCAUCAAAUGGGAUAUGUCAAGAUGAUGUGUCAUCCUCAGACAAGACACAAUGUAUUCCUGAGAUUAAUUCUUCUAGGAUUUCUGAUAGUUCUGUCAACGUUGAAGUGUCCUCUAGCACAGUUAGUGCAGAUCUUGAUGAGCCACGAAAAGUUAUUUGCGAUUUUGAACAAGUGGAUACUUCAAAACUGGACUGUAAGGGAGCUGUGGAAGCAAUUGAUCAUUCAGAAAUUAUUGAAACACCGCACGCAUAUGAAAAUCUGAAAACGUCUGAAAAAUCCCAUCAGAGUCCAUCAUGGGGUGAGAACAGUGUGGCUCCAAAAGAUAGCACCACUGUCAGAGAAGAUGCCAUGUCAUCUUCCCAGCCCGAUUUCUCAGAGCCAGAUUCCACAGAGAAAGAGGAUCAGAACACAAAGUCAUCAAACCCUGUUGUGUUUUGCCCUGAUGAAGACUCCAUGAUGCUUACUCUUAGGAACAUCAGAGUUAUCCCAGAGCCUCUCAGCCCUCUUACAAGCCCAGUCCGGCAGGUGAAGAAAGUACAGCCUCCAAGUUCUGAGAAGCAAACACAUGUCAAAUGUCUUAUCAAAGAUCUCUCAACUGUAACCAUUGGAUGCAAUAAGGAUAAAGUGAAAAUGGACAUGAACAAGGAGAAUAAGUCACCUGACUCUUCUGUCACAGCUUCCUCCUACAAAGGGACAAAGGAUGCCCCCUCUGCUAGUGGAACUGAGGAAGAUGAACUAGAGGAUGGUGAAAUAGUGAGUGAGAGUGAGGAAGAGGGACCUCUGUUUAUCCAGACUCCUCCAAGAGAAAAGGACAAAUCUACCUCAGGGACUGAUUCAAGUCCAAAGCUAUCUGCAGUUGGGAAAAGAGUGUCCCAAAAGAAAUCUUUUAUCCCUGCUAAACAUUCAGAGCGAAGCAAGAGUUCAAAGUCAUCUUCUAAUGACAGUCCCACCUCAAGUAAAAGACGCUUUAAAACUGUCAGCCCACCAUUGAAAGCAGCAGUCUAUACCAUAGACGGAUUUAUGGACAUGAUAGGAUCAAUUCGAGCGGAGUUGAGGAAAAAGUACAUGAAGCUUCAGAAAAAUGUCACUAAAACUGCCUUCUGCUGUAUAGUGGAUAUGUCUCAGGCUUCUUUUAUAGAAUUCAUUAAUGCUGUUGACUUGGAUAAAUUGAGUUGCCAAGGUAAUGACAUCAAAGUUAGACUAAAUAACAUUAUUUCAUCUAUCAUGAGCAAGGUCACCAAGAAUGGCAUCGUCAAUCGUAUCUUUGAGCAGAGAGCUGGAGACCUCAAGCAGAAGUUGUGGACAUUUGUGGAUGGGCAGUUUGACUUCUUGUUCAAGGAACUGAAGACAGCACUCAAAAAUGGAUCUGAGCCAUCUAAGGAUGCGUCAGUGGAUAAUAAAAAUGCAACUCUUAAAAGAAAAGAGAUUGAAAGUGUGGUGGUGGAAAAAGAACCUUUAAACACAUCUGGGCAUCUUCACAGAACCAAGAUGUCAAAAGUUGACAUGGGAAGUUUUGUUAGAGAAGCCCCUCCAGAUAAUCUCCCUCGCAGGGGCCUUGGGAGCAGGGGUAAAAACAUAAAAGCUGUCAUGAAUGAAGAUGAUCAGCCGGCAAAGUUGGCAAGUGCAACAUCAGAUCUGCUUCCUCCUCAAACCUCUGAAAGGUCUGUCCAUGAAGGUACCUCUGGAUCUGAGACUAGAAUUUCUUCCUAUGUCCGACGUCUCUCCCAUAAUGGAUCAAUUCAGGAUAAAUCAGACUUUGAAAUUCUCACAGAGCAGCAAACAACAAGCUUAACCUUCAACCUGGUCUCUGACUCUCAAAUGGGAGAGAUAUUCAAGUGUCUUUUGCAAGGGUCUGAUUUGCUUGAAUCCAGUGUUCCCAUAAGCGAAAAUACAAGUUGGCCACUCAGCACACCUCAAAAGGAAGGACUUCCAGGUGAGAGUUUGAUUGGGAUUAUGACUCCUAAUAAGGCAACCCCAUCUAAAUUACUAACAUCCUGGCCUUACAUUUCACCCUACAAGUUUGCAUCAAAUAGCAAAAUGCUGGUAAACCCAGCAAUUCUCGAUGAGAGCUGCUUGUUAGAAGUUCCCUCUAAUUCUGAACCAUGCCAGCUCCCUCUUCAUUCAACUGUAUUCUCGCAGAAAUCAUACUCUAUCUUGGCGGAAGAUCUAGCUGUGUCCCUUACCAUUCCCUCACCACUGAAGUCAGAUAGCCACUUGAGUUUCUUGCACCCUGGAACUGGACAGCCACUGUCUGCCCCUAACAGUGUCCUGAGUGCCCAUUAUAGUGAGGAUGCUCUUCUUGACGGAGAAGAUGCCACUGAGCAGGACAUCCAUCUUUCUCUGGACACCGACAACUCCAGUUGUGGGUCGAGUCCCAGCAGGACAUGGGAGGGCUCUGAUCCACCCUGUUUCCAAUUCCAACCCAAUUUACAAAUGCAGGCUGUGGUAAUGGAGAGGUCAAAUGAUCAUUUCAUUGUGCGAAUAAGACGAACAUCAUCUGGUCCAAUUGAAGGCAAUCAAAAUGAAGGGCAAGCGGCACCAGAAUUAGCUGAAUGCCCAGAGCUGACUCUUAAGCCUAAUCUCACUCUGACUGAUCCAGACUUGGGUUCCGCACCUGAAGAGACGUCAAACAAAAUCUCAACUAAGAUAAACGAGUCAUGUCACAUUUCAGAGAAAGCAAUAGAAGCUCAACCAUCUUGCCAAAAAUCCUCAUCUGAAGGGGUUUGUGAUGACAGUGCUGAGCCUGAUACCGAAGCAUGUGUUAAUGGGGAAAGUAGUACAACAGAGACUGAAACAUCAGAGGUGGUUUCAGGAAAAGUAAAGAACACCAUACAGAGCUCAAGUGCACCAGAGGCUGAAUCUGAGAGGGUGUCAAGGAAACGCAAGAAGCACAGAUCAGCGACAAAGGCAAAGCGCCAAAAAGUAGAGAAAUCUCAAGAUAAACAUUCUAAAUCCAGGCAUAAGAAAAGGUCAAAAUCCUCCAAAGAAAAAGACUCCAAAAUUGCAGUACCCCAGGUGUCCCCAAGUAGCCUGUCUGCUAAGAAUGUAAUCAGGAAGAAAGGGGAGGUAGUGGUGACGUGGACCAGGGAUGAAGAUCGCGACAUACUCAUUGAGCUUAAAAUGAAGGGCACUUCACCCAAGACAUUUGCUGCUCUUUCAAAAAGGCUAAAGAAGUCAACAGAGCAGAUUGAGGAGCGGUUCUCUCAACUAAUGAAGCUGUUCAAGAAGAAAGAGAAAAUGGAGAAUUGAUUUUAAUGACAAAGAUUGAACUGACUUUAUAAUGGAUGCUGAUGCACAUAUCAAAAUCUCCAUAGACUCCGAAGGCAGAAAUAUAUGUUCAUUUUGAAAAUCAGUGUAUUAUUUCUGUUGAUGUUCAUCUGUUUGAAAAAAGCACUUACAGUGGUAACCUGCCAAAAGAUCUACAGUAAAUGGUACAAUCUGUUAUAGAGGCUUUUUUUUGUUAUUUUUUUUUGUUAACAGUGUUAUCAGAUUAACAAAAUUCAUAAUC